This is a messenger RNA of Mugil cephalus (flathead mullet), 9916 nucleotides long. RefSeq names its product microtubule associated monooxygenase, calponin and LIM domain containing 3a (gene mical3a). Gene Ontology annotation, molecular function: FAD binding; protein binding. The transcript has 47 exons. The coding region runs from base 491 to 8107 and encodes 2538 amino acids. The record is from RefSeq and is a predicted model, not a curated record. NCBI's taxonomy places the organism in Eukaryota, Metazoa, Chordata, Actinopteri, Mugiliformes, Mugilidae.
AAGAAAUAUAGAUACAUGUCAACACCAGAGAAUUUAUGCUCAGCAUUCCCUCUCCCGGAGUGUUGUACUCCCAGUUUAACACGACCUACAUGGCCGUUUAUGGUUUGUUAUGUUCCAGACAUGAGUUGUUAUUUAUAGGCACGCCGUCUCCCUCCUCCUCGUCGAGACAGUGGUUUCGACCGAUCCCUCUCUGUCAGUUUCAAGUUGCGCCUUCUUCUCCGCUCUCAUCUGGCCUCAAUGCCCACGAAGUAACAGACACCCACUGUGGAUUUGGGUUUUUUUUAUUUAUUUAUUUAUUAUUACUUGUCCUUACACAUGGAUUCAUCCCCGUCACACGCGAUUGGAUUAUAAACACGCGGGAUUCAAAGAAUGAAGAUGCCUGAGGCUGGAAGUUAAAGCUCCCCACCAGAGAGAUCCAGUGCUGGGGCUGGACCCAAAGACCCCUGCCUGGGGGGUGUAGGGCCCUCACAGCCCUACGAGAGUCUGGACCAUGGGGGAUGGAGGCGGCGGCGUGGCUGGAAGAGAUGGGGUGAACCCGUCCCAUGUCCUGUUUGACAGCUUCGUCCAGGCGUCCACAUGUAAGGGCACCCUCAAGGCUUUCCAGGAGCUGUGUGACCACCUGGAGGUCAAGCCCACCGAAUCCAGGAUCUUCUACCACAAGCUCAAGUCCAAACUCAACUACUGGAAGGCCAAGGCGCUCUGGGCCAAGUUGGACAAGAGGGCCGGCCACAAGGAGUACAAAAAGGGCCGCGCCUGUGCCAACUCAAAGUGUCUGAUCAUUGGCGCGGGGCCAUGUGGCUUACGUACGGCCAUCGAGCUGGCUUUCCUGGGGGCCAAAGUCGUGCUUCUGGAGAAAAGAGACGCCUUCUCCAGAAACAAUGUGCUGCACCUCUGGCCCUUCACCAUCCAGGACCUCAGGGGCCUCGGGGCCAAGAAGUUCUACGGGAAAUUCUGCGCUGGUGCUAUCGACCAUAUCAGUAUUCGUCAGCUUCAGCUAAUGCUGCUAAAAGUGGCGCUCCUGGUCGGCAUUGAGAUCCAUGUCAACGUGGAGUUCAAGGGUCUUAUCGAACCCCCUGAAGACCAGGAGAGUGAAAGGAUAGGCUGGAGGGCUGAGGUCCACCCCAAGACCCACCCUGUCAGCGAGCUGGAGUUUGAUGUCAUCAUUGGAGCGGAUGGAAGGAGAAACACUCUACCAGGGUUUCGGCGCAAGGAGUUCCGGGGCAAGCUCGCCAUUGCCAUCACCGCCAAUUUCAUCAACAGGAACACGACAGCAGAGGCGAAGGUUGAGGAGAUCAGCGGCGUGGCCUUCAUCUUCAAUCAGAAGUUCUUUCAAGACCUCAGAGAAGCGACAGGUAUUGACCUGGAAAACAUUGUCUACUACAAGGACGACACGCAUUACUUUGUGAUGACUGCCAAAAAACAGAGCCUGCUGGAGAAAGGAGUCAUUCUGCAUGACUACGCAGACACGGAGCUCCUUCUGUCCAGAGCUAACGUAGACCAGGCUGCUUUGCUGUCUUACGCGCGGGAGGCUGCCGAUUUCUCCACCAACCACCAGCUGCCCACGCUGGACUUCGCCAUCAACCACUACGGCCAGCCCGACGUCGCCAUGUUCGACUUCACCUGCAUGUACGCCUCGGAGAACGCCGCCAUGGUGCGCCAACGCAACGGCCACAAGCUGCUGGUGGCGCUGGUGGGCGACAGUCUGCUCGAGCCCUUCUGGCCCAUGGGCACCGGCAUUGCGCGAGGUUUCCUGGCAGCCAUGGACUCGGGCUGGAUGGUGAAGAGUUGGGCUCAGGGUAAAACACCUCUGGAGGUGUUGGCUGAGAGGGAGAGCAUAUACCGCCUUCUGCCUCAGACCACACCGGAGAACGUCAGUAAGAACUUCAGUCAUUACAGUGUGGAUCCAACCACGCGCUACCCCAACAUUAGCCUUAAUUUCCUCAGGCCCAGCCAGGUGCGGCACCUCUUCGACACGGGGGAGUGCAGGGAAAUUCGCAUCGAAAUUGAGAACGUGAUCAACUCGUCAACGCCCAAACUGGCCAGGAAUGACAAUUGCCUGCUUGACAAGCAAUUGCAAGAAUCCAUAGCUCGAUCCAGUAAACUGCUCAACUGGUGCCAGAGGCAGACGGAGGGAUACAGGAAUGUUAACGUCACUGACCUUACCAUGUCUUGGAAGAGCGGACUGGCCCUGUGUGCCCUCAUUCACCGAUACAGACCGGAUCUGAUUGACUUCGACUCUCUGGAUGAGCGAGAUCAGGAGAAGAACAACCAGUUGGGUUUUGACGUGGCCGAGAGGGAAUUUGGCAUCUCGCCGUGCAUGACUGGCAAGGAGAUGUCUUCUGUGGUGGAGCCAGACAAGCUCUCCAUGGUCAUGUACCUCAGCCAGUUUUAUGAGAUGUUUAAGGACACAGUGCCACCCGGAGAUAACCACAACUUGAGUCCAGAGGAGAAGGCUGCGUUGAUAAACAGCACCAAGUCUCCCAUCUCCUUCCUCAGCAAGCUGGGUCAGAGCAUAGCGAUCUCCAGGAAACGAAACCCCAAGGACAAAAAGGAGAAGGACGUGGACGGUUUGGGGAAGAGACGGAAGACCAGCCAGUCGGAGGAUGAGGAGGCGUCCAGGAGCGGCCGGGACGAGAAGCCGUCUGUUCCCUCCGUCCUGUCGGAGAGAAAGAUGGAUUCUGCCGCUGUGGGGAACCACAACAAAGUGAAGGUCAUGGCCACCCAGCUGCUCGCCAAGUUCGAGGAGAACGCCCCGGCCCAGCACACAGGCCUCAAAAGACAGGGGGAGUCUCUGCCCAAUCUGGACCGCCUCUUGCCCCCUACCCCGCCACAAACCCAUGCGAAUGAGCCAGUGCGCCUGGCACCUGUCCCGGCGUGGAGAAAGGCCAGAAGUGGCGCGGACCAACUGUCUAUCUCAGCCUCUCGGAGCUGCCCAAAGAAAACUAUUCUGCUCCCUUCCUCCUCCUCCACUUCCUCGCUCUCUCUUCACUCAGAGCAUAGACAUAAAAUCCCAGAGGAAGAGGAACUUGAAUACUACGAGAGACCUCUGACACACAGGGAGUGGGACCCCCUGCAGCCGACCGACCCGGGGCCCAUUCGCAUACCUGGUAUACAGGAGCGGGCCGAGCGCCUGAUCUCCAGGUUUAAGGGCAAACCGAACAAGCCUCCAAAGCCGAAGAAAAAGCCGUCCCGUUUCUUUUUAGAGCAGUGGCACUUGUCCCGAGGGCUUGCUGGGAGUCCUGGUUCACCGCUGUCCUCUCCUGAGUCUUCCAGAAAGGAGCCAACAAGGCCUCUGGGCUCUGAUGACCAAAUGCCCUUAUAUGUGCUUAGUAUUCAGGAGAGGGCUGAGCAACUUGCCUCUCAAUUUGAGAGCAAGCCAGCGAGACCACAGCCUAAGAAAAAGCCCUCGCGUUUUUUUAUGGAACAGUGGCACCUGGCCCGAUCCCAGAGCCCCCCCGACUCCCCCGCUUCCACCUCUGACGCCUUGAGACAGCGCUAUGUAAGGAUGUACACAGGGGGAGUUAGCUCGCUGGCUGUGCAGAUAGCCAGUCAGCUUCAAUCUGAGGAAGGCCCCAAGCUCCCGCACGUUCCUGAAAGGAGGGAUCUGGGCUCCCUCAGAAAAGAGUUCCCCGUCAACAUCGGAGGCAGCGACGUUUGCUUCUUCUGUCGAAAGCGCGUGUACGUGAUGGAGAGGUUGAGCGCGGAGGGGAAGUUCUUCCAUCGCAGCUGCUUCAAGUGCGACUACUGCGGCACAACGCUGCGACUCUCCUCAUACGCCUUCGACGUGGAGGACGGGAAAUUUUACUGCAAGCCCCACUACUGUUACCGUCUGUCUGGAUAUGCUCAGAGGAAGAGGCCUGCUCCCUCUCCUGCUCCAAUCACAGCCAAGGAGAACCAGGCGCCCCAAACUCCCACGGCGACCGUAGACGCCCCCUGCAGGACGAUGGCGGCAGCGGGCCCCGCGGCCGAGCUCCAACCCUCAGUCCCGGAAGUGAACGGCGUGCAGGAGCCGAGCCUCCCCAAGCGGCUGCGUGGGACUCCAGAGCGCAUCGAGCUGGAGAACUAUCGGCUGUCCCUGCAGAGGGAGGAGGAGCUGGAGGAGGUGCCAGAGGAGACGCUGGCGGAGCAUAACCUCAGCAGCGUCCUGGACAAGGGCACGGACGCCGACUUGGGCUCCAGCAGCUCAGAGUCGGACAUGGAGGAGGAGGACGAGCAGGAGGAUCAGGAGGAGGUGGAGGAGGUGGAGGAGGUGGAGGAGCAGCCUCUCAGCCCUUCGGACCUCGGCGGCGUCCCCUGGAAGGAGGCGGUGGAGCUCCACGCCAAGCUGAGGGGCGAGGAGGGAGAGGACGAAGCUCUGGUCGACGUGGUCGGCAGAGACGGCGAGGUGGACGAUGUGGACGAGGUGGACGAGGAGGAGGAGCAGGAGGACGAAGAGGAGGAGGAGGAGGAGGAGGAAGAGGAGGAAGAGGAUGAGGAGUCCAGCGAUGAGGGGGAUUACUGCCCCUGGGAUAGAGAGCUCCAGUCAGGCCUUUGGCUGGAGAAGUACCUUAAAGAUGAAGAGGAUGUUGGUACAUUUAAAGCCAAGAACCUGCAAAUCCAACAAAUCCUGCAGCCUGUGGAUCCCUUCGCCAUUCCAGGUUUGGUGAGAACACACCUGGACUCUGAGGGAGAGAAGGAUGGCCAGCUGGCCUCGGCCUCCCAGCUCUCCCACCCCUCUGAGCUCACGCAGCCCUCCUCCACAGCCCCCGCCCACACAUCCGCCCGACACGAGGCAGUGAGAGUCUGGUUGGAGUCCAUGUCUGGAGAGCCCUGUGAAGAUGAAGGACUAGAAGCAGAAGCAGACAGUCCCGAUAUGGAGCCCGGUACAGAGAUGGAUCAGGAUGACAUCCCUUCGGAUGCAGAAGCGGAGGCUCGUUUGCACCAAGUAGAGCCAAACGAAGAACUUCCCGAAGAAGACGAGAAAUCACGAGAAAGUCCGGGUUUGGCCUCUAGUAUCGAAGCAUCCAGUGUGAGCCCCGUGCAGAAAGAAGAUCCUGUUCUAUCCCCUCUCAAACCACCUACAGAGCCUGAAACACAGAUAACUCCGGCGAUGUCUCCUGGCACCCGCUUCUUCGCGGAUCCUUUCAUACCCGAUGAAAGAAAGCCUGAGAAGACGACCUUAUCUCCACUCGCCAGGAGUCCGCCGUGCACUUCACCUGCUCCCGUCCUGGAUCCUUCUUCCCCUGCUCCGCCUGCGGAGUCUCCUCUGGAGAUUCCUGCGUCUGCCUCAUCUCCUCCAGCCUCACCCACCAAGUCAUCUGUUACCUCCCCGGUCAAGCCAACCCACGAGCCGCCGGUUAGAUCGCCGAUCACGUCACCUGUUGUCUCGCCGAUCUGCUCCCAGCCCACCCCCUUACCAGAGACUCGCACGCCUAAGUCCCCGGUCUUCCCCCACCGCUCCAUCUGCCCUCUCACCGGAAACCCUCUCUCCCCAAUCUGCGCCCAGCCGUUGCCCUGUCAGGAGCCCUCGUCGCCCCUUGCCUCCGAUUCUCCCGUCAGAACCCAGCCCGUCCCCGCCGUCACUUCGACUCCCGUGGCCAAACCCGACACGGCCGCGCCUUCGCAGUCCGCCGACUCCUCGACGGAAGACACUCCGUCGAAAAAGACAGACAUCAUCGAGGAGUUUUGGUUGAAGAGCGCUGAGAUAAGGAAGAGCCUCGGCCUUUCUCCUUUGGACCGCAGUAGCAAAAUCUUAGAGAGGACAGUUGCUAAGACUCCAACGCAGGACUCCACCCCGGUCACGACGCACGUGACGCCGGACGUGUCCGAGGACCAGAAGCCUGCCUUCGCCGGCCGAGCCGUCAUCCGCAGGCUCAACAUCACCCUCGAGGGUCAGGUCAUCACUCCCAUCGCUCCGGCGGAGGCUAAAAGCGAAGGCUCCGAUAGGAGAGACAUCAGCAGCAGCUCGGGACUGGGCCUGAAUGGCAGCAUGGUCACGAGCCAGACUGCGAACAGCGACAGCUACAACACGUCCGACUCGGCCAUGCUCACCCCGCCGUCCAGUCCGCCGCCGCCCGUGCCUGCUAAUCAGUCUCCGGCCGUGCUCAGGCAGCAGAGACACCAGGUCGCCUGGAGCAACGGGACGGAAAAACUCCCGCCUGAGCGUGCCAAAGAGCCAGAGAAACCCAAGACUCCUGUUCCUGCGCCCAGAACCCAGCUGAGCCCCGCGUCUAUGCCCAAACCCGCCCCUCGGAAAAUCUCCUCGCCUCAAGCAACCCCGGAAACGACUCCAGCGGUCGUCAUGAGGGAGAAGAAGAAGCCUCGGCCGCAAGAGGUGAGGAAAUCCUUCGUGGAGACCGUGGAGGAGAUUCCGUUCGCCGACGACGUGGAGGAGACCUACGACGAGCGGACGCCAGAAACGAGCAUGGACAGGUAUUAUACUCCACCCACUAGCAAACCCAGCAGGGAAAAGCCUCCUCUGCAUCUGGCGCUAGCCAUGGAGAACGGUAAACCCAACAUCCCCGUCAGCGCAGCCUCCAAGACCCAGAGGGCAACUCAAUUCUCUCCGGAGGCCAAGGAGAUAGCCGAGGAGAGAAUGAGGGCCAGAGAAAAGUCUGUUAAAAGCCAGGCUCUGAAAGACGCUAUGAGCAAGCAGCUGAACAAAAUGAAAGAGUCUGAGAUGGACAAGGGUGCCUCGCCCAAAGUGGCCUGGAGUGUGACCCCGGAUGUAGCCGGAGGAAAGGGCAAAAAGUCCGCCGCGUCUCCGAAGACGUCGGCCGUGAAAGCUCUGGAGUCGAAGAAGGUGGAGGUUCUGCCCGAGCGCUUCUUCAGCGGCAACAAGAGCCUGGACAGCUCGGUGGCCUCGUCCGACGGCUCGUCUGCGAGCAAGAGCAAGAAGCGGAGCUCCCUCUUCUCGCCGCGCAAGAACAAGAAGGAGAAAAAAGCCAAAAACGACAGCGGCAGGCUCUCCGGCGCCGACGAGACGCCGCCCAAGCACAAGUCGCUGUGGAAGGCAGUGUUCUCGGGGUACAAGAAGGACAAGAAGAAGAAGGAGGAUAAGUCGUGUCCGAGCACGCCGUCGUCCAGCUCCACCACUCAGGACUCGGGGAAGAAGAAGGCGUCACCUCUGAGCAGAUCUUCCGACUUGAAAUCUCGCAGAAACUUGAGCUUCUCCGAGGACUCAGACCUCUCCUGUGACGACGUUCUGGAGAGAUCCUCCCAGAAGUCGAAGGCAGAUCGGCACGGGGACAUCUUUGACCUAGUGUCAGGCAUCCAGAAGGAGGCAAUAAAGGAGGAGAGGCUGGAAAAGGAGAGGAGGAGGGAGUUGAAGGAUAAAAAGAGGGUGAAAGAGAGGCAUAAAGAAAGGGAGCGGGACGCGGAGGUUGAGCGGGAAAAGGAGAAAGGCGAUGAGGAGUCUGUAUAUGUCCCUCACGCACUGGCGUUCAAGAGAUCGUACGCCACGAAGAAAACCUACACGGAGGAAGAGCUGAACGCUAAGCUGACACGCAGAGUCCAGAAAGCUGCGCGACGACAAGCCAAGCAGGAGGAGCUCAAGAGGUUGCACAGAGCCCAGAUCAUCCAGAGACAGUUGGAGCAGGUGGAGGAGAAGCAGAGGCAGCUGGAGGAGAGGGGUGUAGCUGUGGAGAAAGCUUUGAGAGGAGAAGCAGGGUUGUAUAAAGGUACUUAUACAUUACCCAAACAGCACAAAAGAAGAUCAGACUAUUGGGGAGAUUCUAAUUACAGUGAAAUCCUGGACUUGCAUCUGGGCGGUAUGGGUAAAAAGGACGAUCCCAAACUGAUGCAAGAGUGGUUCAAGCUGGUGCAGGAGAAAAACGCCCUGGUCCGCUAUGAGUCAGAACUCAUGAUAUUCGCCAGAGAGCUGGAGCUGGAGGACAGACAGAGCCGACUGCAGCAGGAGCUCAGGGAGCGAAUGGCUGUGGAAGACCACCUGAAAACGGAGAAGGAGCUCGCUCAGGAGAAGCAGAUCCUGAACGAGAUGUUGGAGGUGGUGGAGCAGCGCGACGCCCUCGUGGCCCUCCUGGACGAGCAGAGGCUUCGGGAGAAGGAGGAGGACAAGGACCUGGAGGCCGUCAUGCUCUCCAAGGGAUUCAGCCUCAACUGGGCCUAACAAGGGAGGGAAAAAAAAAAAAAAAAAAAAGUUUUGGGAAAUGAGCACGACUUUGUCACGGGCGUCCUCCUCCUCGCCAGGUCUGCCGACGCUCGCCGACACGGGCGGUCGGUGUAAAACUGUCACACCUGCAGCAGUGAAUGUGUAAAGAACCCCCCCCUCCCCGACUCGACACACACACUACGGCCGCCUCUGACGCUGGAGCAGUGUGCAGCGUUUACAUAUCUUCAGGCUCUAGUCUGAGUUAAUCACUUGGUAGUUCUGCCUGCUCUGCCUCUCUGUGGGUGGACAGGCGAGCGCGUUCACGACUUUAUCGUCCCCGGCCUUCGAAGCGGAUCAUCUCGAGCUAAGGGGGUGAGUGGGGUGCUUUCGGGGAAUGUUUAAAGACUCAAAUAUUUAAAGGGAAGAGUGCAGUUCGGGUCCUGCUGAUGUAAAGCGACUGUAAAAAAAAAAAGAAAAAUCUGUGUUUCUGUGUAUAGUUGUGUAGGACGUGUCACAUAUUCAGCAGACGAGGGUCCUGUCAUUUCCACUACAGACUGUUAGAGAGGAAUGUGAAACAGAGUCUCCAGGCUCGGCCUGACCGGACGGAUCCAUCCUCUGAAGCAGCAAACACACUUCCGCAUCCUCAUGAACCACAAACAUGCCAUAAAAAAAAAAAGCUCCGCGCUAUUUCCCCUACAGCUUGUUUAGUGAGUCGACGCUAAGAAUUCAUUAAAUAUGGCCAUGGGUUUUUUUUUUUUUUUUUUUUUUUUUAUGUAUUUAUUAUUUUUGUUUGCUUUUAACAGUUUUUUUCUUUUUUUUUUUUUUGCAUUCACAGGAGAGUGCCCAGAAUCUCAUUAUCUUGCACUUGUGCGUUGCUCCCGUGCACUCAUAAGCCACUGCACGUCAGGAGCAGAGGCUGCAGGCACAUAGAAAAAGUUUGUCUUUGAAACCUAGGACGUCGAGGACAGACUUGACUUUUGAGUGUGAACAUUUAUGCGUUUUCCUCGAUGAUGACGGGCCGCUCCGUGAGACGCCGCUCACUGUACGUGACACUGACGGUUUACAGAUCCUUACUCAUGUUCAAUGUAAUAUUUUAACGGUUCCUGCUACGAGUAAACAGCAAAGCGAGUUAACACGCGAAAAGGGUUCUUGUUUUAACAGUGUCAUGUUCUUAAUGGAUCACUGCUGUUAACGGGAGAUCAUAUCACUCAAUUUGUGCCACAGGACUGUCUCCGCUACCAGUAUCUAAGGACUACGCCACACACACACUACGGGACAAUAAAUGGCAGUGUUAAUACUUCACCUUUGAACGAGAUGCCUUUUUUUCAUUUUCAUUCUUCUUGAAUUAUAGUUUAGUUUAGCUGUUUUUCUCCACUCCAGAUACUUUUAUAUCACACAGAAAAAACCCAAACGGAUCAUUUAAAACGGGGCAAAGUGCUUUACGAGCGAUUUGCAUCAACCACUUUUAUCUGGUGGCUCAAGUAACAGCAGUAAAACCCCUCUGUUUUACAGCACAGAAACACUAGAGGCUAUAUUUAUGACUUAUGGUAUGAGCUGUGAAUAAGAGAAACGAAGUUACAUAACUUUAAGGGUCGUUUGUUUUAGAUGGCGUGUGAUGCGUUUGACACGAUUGUAUUGAUAUUUAUUAACAUGUGUGCAAAUUGUAUUAUAUGUAUAAAAAAAAACAACAAAAAAAAUUGAAUCCUAAUUUUUAAACUGUUCGGUUGACACAUGACUUGUAAUGUAAAUGCUUCAUGUAGCUGAGACGCAUAGGGGUGUUGGAUGUAUGCUGAAGACGGCAAUAAAACAAUGCAGUUGUUCUUUUCA